Molecule: messenger RNA, 1473 nt
Organism: Auanema sp. JU1783
Lineage: Eukaryota; Metazoa; Nematoda; Chromadorea; Rhabditida; Rhabditidae
Source: the annotation of a GenBank genome assembly
AUGCUGUCAUCAGCCUGCUCUAUUUUAGCUAAAGGUUCCCUUUCUGCAACCAGAGGAUUAUCUUGUUCUGCUGCUGGUAUGGCGAAAGUACGUAUCGAGAGAGAUACAUUCGGAGAACUUGAAGUUCCAGCUGAUAAGUACUAUGGAGCUCAAACCAAGAGAUCUUCCAUCAACUUCAAAAUUGGAGGACCAGAAGAGCGUAUGCCCCUUCCAGUAAUCCAUGCUUUCGGUAUCUUGAAGAAAUCCGCUGCUUUAGUUAACACAGAAUUCGGUCUUGAUAAGAAGAUUGCUGAGGCUAUCUCCCAAGCUGCCGACGAAGUAACUGCCGGCAAACUCGAUGAGCACUUCCCACUUGUCACAUGGCAAACUGGAUCUGGAACUCAAUCCAACAUGAAUGUCAAUGAAGUUAUUUCUAACAGAGCCAUUGAAAUUCUUGGAGGAGAACUCGGCUCCAAGAAGCCAGUUCACCCUAAUGACCAUGUUAACAUGAGUCAGUCUUCCAAUGACACAUUCCCUACUGCCAUGCACAUUGCUGUUGCUCGUGAGGUUAACUCUCGUCUCUUGCCUGCCUUGAAGCAAAUGCGUUCAUCUCUUCACAAGAAAGCUGAAGAGUUCAAGGAUAUCAUCAAGAUUGGAAGAACUCACACCCAAGAUGCUGUUCCUUUGACUCUUGGACAGGAAUUCUCAGCUUACGUUACUCAACUCGACAACGGAAUUGCUCGUGUUGAAGCUACUUUACCUCGUCUUUAUGAAUUAGCUGCUGGUGGAACUGCUGUAGGAACUGGAUUGAAUACUCGUAUCGGUUUCGCUGAGAAAGUUGCCCAGAAAGUUUCUGAUCUCACUGGCUUGCCUUUCGUCACCGCUCCCAACAAGUUCGAGGCUCUUGCUGCUCACGAUGCUCUCGCUGAAGUUCAUGGAGCCCUCAACGUAGUUGCCUGCUCCUUCAUGAAGAUUGGUAACGAUAUUAGAUUCUUGGGAUCUGGACCACGUUGUGGAUUGGGAGAACUCUCUCUCCCUGAGAACGAACCUGGAAGCUCUAUCAUGCCCGGCAAAGUCAAUCCAACUCAAUGUGAAGCCAUUACCAUGGUCUCAGCCCAAGUAAUGGGAAAUCAAGUUGCCGUAUCCGUCGGAGCUUCCAAUGGACACUUCGAAUUGAACGUUUUCAAGCCACUCAUUGUCCGUAACGUUCUUCAAUCCACCAGACUUCUUGCUGACUCUGCCGUAUCUUUCUCAGAACACUGCGUUGACGGAAUCGUAGCCAACAAGGACAACAUUGCUAAGAUCAUGAGAGAAUCUCUUAUGUUGGUCACUGCCCUCAAUCCUCAUAUUGGUUACGACAAUGCUGCCAAGAUUGCCAAGACCGCUCACAAGAACGGAACAACUCUUAAGGAAGAAGCCGUCAAGCUCGGUAUCCUCAAUGAGGAACAGUUCCAACAAUGGGUGAAGCCAGAGAACAUGCUUGGACCCAAGUAA